Molecule: messenger RNA, 1928 nt
Organism: Quercus robur (English oak)
Lineage: Eukaryota; Viridiplantae; Streptophyta; Magnoliopsida; Fagales; Fagaceae
Product: F-box/LRR-repeat protein At5g63520-like
Exons: 10
Coding region: 159-1787 (542 amino acids)
Biological process (GO): positive regulation of proteasomal ubiquitin-dependent protein catabolic process; protein polyubiquitination
Molecular function (GO): protein binding
Source: RefSeq, a predicted model, not a curated record
AAUCUAUAAAUCUUAAAAUUUUAAGGCGUCAAAUCUAAACACACUGCAAUGCUUUGUGCGUUAGUAUCAUUUGGCGGGAAUAGUUCCCGCGGGAUUAUGUGUUAGUUACAUAUAAAAUCACGCGGGUACUAUUCUAUACUUUGCAUUUCACAACAACGAUGAGCGAGGCAGAGUCGUCGUCAUCAUCAUCCUCAUCGAGGAGAUCCAAAAUCAAAACGCACUGUACUACGACAACAGGGUUGUCGUCGUCGUCGUCGUUGUUCGCUCUGCUAAACGACGACGUACUGCAGAACAUUCUAGCGAGACUACCGGCGUUGUCGUUCGCAUCAGCGACGUGCGUUUCGAAACUGUGGAACACAGUCUGCAAUCGCGUCCUCUCUCGCCCUAAGUUCGCUUCUGCUCUCUCUCUCGAUCCCUGUCCCUUUGGUGCUGUGGAAGAUGUUCUUGAUAAAGUGCUAUCGGAGCCGAUUCGACCGCAUUUCGUUAUCGCAAACAUUGCCCGUGGAUUCGAGUUGCCUGAUGCUUUUCGCUCUAUUGUGAGAAGGUUUAAGAGAACUCCGAUCGUUAUUUCUAUUGCCAAUGGACUAAUUGGAAGGGAUGCGCUUACCAAUGAAUUUAGAGAGGCAAAUUGGGGAGCUACUGAUGGUGAUUCAGACGAUGAAUAUGGCUCGAACAUAGAAGAUACAAAUCAUGGCAUUGUUUUGACUAUUGGCUAUGUACCAGGAUUAAAAGUUGAUGCAAUCCCACUUCUAGGAAAUCCCUGGGAACCCAAAGUGGCAAUGACUGACAAGUUUGUGAAGGAUAUUAAGAAAUACACAGCCUCGGUUUCGGGUUGUACAUCCCCAGUUGGGAUUAUAAUGUUUGGAGAAAGGCUUGUGGACUUGAAACCCCAUAUUGAUGUGUUGGAUUAUGCCAUGCCAAAGGAAACUGUGAUUGUGGGUGAUGAGAGAGGCCGCUUUCGAUAUAACAGUAGAGGUUUCUGUGGAAAUGGCUACUGUGAAGAUGCUGUAGCUCUAGUAUUUGCAAGGGAUAGACACAAGUCUAGUGGUAUAGGGGAUAUUCAAUUUCGUGUUGCAUUGUCCAAUGGUGUAUCGGCAAUAGGUCCCAAAUACAAGGCAGCUUCUGUUACGUUGGACGGACCUAAUUCACCUCGUCGUACUACUUCUACAUGGCUUACUGCUAGAAGGGAAGGAGAUAGGGAUAUUCUUGAUGGCCAAACAAUGUUAGAUGAUAUCAGUAAUGAGUUGGAUUAUCAUUAUGAGCUGUACCCACUGUACAUUGGGGUUACUAAACAAAGAAAUUACUGUAUUCGGUCAAAGGAAAAGACGAUAACAUCCUUGGCAUUUCAUCGAGUUAGAGGGGGAGGUGAAAGUAGCCUUUAUGUCGAUGGUUUUAACAUCAGAACUGGUGAUUACUUCCAAUUCUACCGUUCAGAUCGUAAUAAUGCCUCUGUAAAUCUCAAAAGCUUGAAGCAAGAUGGAAGUUCCAACAAUUGUCAUCACAAGAGGGCUGUUCCUGUUAAUAUUAAGAAGGAAGUUUUUGGAGGGUUUAUUUUCUCAUGUUGUGGGUGCAGUGACUCAUUCUUUAAACGCCGCAACCUUGUUAGCUCUCCAUUCAUAGAGGACUUUCCUGGGGUACCAUUGGCAGGAGUAUUCUGCAGUGGCGAAAUUGUUCGUGCCUCUUCAGGUUUGAUUGAAGAAAGCAACAAAGAGAAGUCUUCCCGCUGCUGUCUGCAUGUCGGUAGCACAGUUUAUCUAGUGAUGUCAUAUACAUGUCCAGAGUGUUAAAUUUUUUCUGCUCUUAUUAGAUUGCCUUAUGGACUACUAAUGUUUUUCUAACAAAGCUGUCAGUUUUUAUCUGCAUAUUGCCUGGAAAAAUUUCAACUGAUGCUAUAGAGAUUGGAGAUGAUUUGACUUUGAGCAAUUCAA